Cyanistes caeruleus (blue tit) is the source of this 1857-nucleotide messenger RNA. The record is from RefSeq and is a predicted model, not a curated record. NCBI's taxonomy places the organism in Eukaryota, Metazoa, Chordata, Aves, Passeriformes, Paridae.
CCGCUCAGCUCUUGGCACGUUCAGCACAAACCUCUCCAUCAGCUGGCCCAGCCUCCUCCAAACACCAGUAAAGACUGGGAAUCUGCAAUUAGAGUUGGAGUGCUGGACUGUGGGGAAGAAGGGAACUACGAGACGUGCAAAGAAUAUGGGAUUCACUAUUACCCAACUUUAAGGUACUUCAAAGCAUUUACAAAGCAGUUCACAAUUGGAGAAAAUUACCAAGCAGGAGCAGAUCGAGAGCUGCAAACUCUUCGUCAGAUGAUGAUUGACUUCCUCCAGAACCAUUCCCAGGAGGUGAGACCUCCUGCUUGCCCACCACUGGAUCCAGUGUUGUCCAGUGAUCUCACAUCUCUUUUUGACAAGAGCAGCCACCACUACACAGCCAUUGUGUUUGAGAGCAACAGCUCCUAUGUGGGCCGAGAGGUUAUCUUAGACUUGGUCCAGUAUGAAAACAUCGUGGUGAGGAGAGCGUUGAAUUUUGAUAAACCUUUCCUGGAGAAGCUGGGGCUCACCUCAGUCCCCUCGUGCUACCUGAUACAGCCCAAUGGCAGCCAUGGAUUAAUUAACAAUUUGAAGCCUCUACGGUCUUUCUUUUCUUCAUAUUUAAAGUCACUGCCAGGUGUAAGGAAAAAGCUCCUUUUGCCACUGCAGCUGCCUGCUCCAGAAAACAAAGAGGAGAACACAGAAAUCAAGGUGUGGAAAGAGUUUGAUAAGUCCAGGCUCUACAUGGCUGACCUUGAGUCGGGAUUGCAUUUCCUGCUCCGGGUGGAGCUGGCCACGCACAAGGCGCUCGAGGGAGCUGAGCUAAAAACCUUCAAGGACUUUGUCACCAUCUCUGCCAAGCUCUUUCCUGGCCGUCAGCCUGUGGUGAAGUUGUUAGAGACCUUGCAGGAGUGGCUGGUGAGCCUUCCAUUAGACAAAAUCCCUUAUGAUGCUAUCCUGGAUCUGGUCAACAACAAAAUGCGGAUUUCUGGGAUAUUUCUCCCCAGGAAAGUCCAGUGGGUUGGCUGCCAGGGCAGCAGACCAGAGCUGAGGGGCUACAGCUGCUCCCUCUGGAAGCUGUUCCAUACCCUCACUGUUCAGGCUGCACUGAGACCAAAAGCUUUGAUAAACACAGGUCUUGAGGACAACCCCCAAAUUGUGCUGCAGGUGAUGAGGAGAUACAUCCAGCACUUCUUUGGGUGCAAGGCUUGUGCUCAGCACUUUGAGGAGAUGGCCAAAGAAUCCAUGGAUUCCGUGAAAAGCUUGGACCAGGCUGUUCUGUGGCUCUGGGAGAAGCACAACGUGGUGAACAACAGGCUGGCAGGUGAUUUGACUGAAGAUCCAAAAUUCCCUAAAGUUCAGUGGCCAACUCCAGACAUUUGUCCUGCAUGUCACGAAGAAAUCAAAGGGCUGCACAGCUGGAAUGAAGACCAAGUCCUGCAAUUCCUGAAGUCCCACUACAGCAGUGAAAAUAUUCUCUAUAAAUACACCGAGAGCCAGACUGACCCCAGUGACAACGAGCAGGGAGACACCAGGGAGGUGAAAGACAAAAACCUGCUGAAGAACUCGGGGGGAAAUGGAGAAAAUGAGCUCCAGGAUAAGGAAAACCCAGUCGAUCCAGGCUCCAGGGGGUUAGAGAAGCCACUGGGAAAUCCUGGAGCUGUCCAAGGUAGCGGCAAAAGCGCAGCUGCAUCCGUGAACCUCAAAGGGAGCAGGCAGGCUGUGUCCUUCCUAGGGAUUGGAUUUUCCAACCUAGACAUGAGUCUGUGUGUCAUCCUCUAUGUGGCUUCAUCCUUGUUUUUAAUGAUCAUGUACUUUUUUUUCCGGAUGAGAUCCAAGCGCUGGAAAGUGAAGUAUUACCGUUCCUCGGUGUAG